Messenger RNA from Labrus mixtus (cuckoo wrasse), 1996 nucleotides. It is a transcript of the gene aldh9a1a.1, whose product is annotated as aldehyde dehydrogenase 9 family, member A1a, tandem duplicate 1. The record is from RefSeq and is a predicted model, not a curated record. Gene Ontology annotation, molecular function: 4-trimethylammoniobutyraldehyde dehydrogenase (NAD+) activity; aminobutyraldehyde dehydrogenase (NAD+) activity. NCBI's taxonomy places the organism in Eukaryota, Metazoa, Chordata, Actinopteri, Labriformes, Labridae. Bases 24 to 1562 code for a protein of 512 amino acids. The transcript is spliced from 12 exons.
UUAGCAUUACGAGCAGUUCACUCAUGUCCACUCUCCUUGUGAAAAUGUCCCAGUCAAUCCUCGACACCAUGCCCGGAGCCGCCACAGGGACCGUGGUGGUCACAGACCCUCUGAAUUUCUGGGGUGGGAAGAGAGUGAAACCCCGGGAGGAGAAAAACGCAGAGCCCGUGUUUGAACCUUCAACUGGCCGUGUCCUGUGUCAGAUGUUCCCCUGUGGGUCUGAGGAGGUGGAUGAGGCCAUAAAGAGCGCCCAUGCUGCCUACCUAACGUGGAGAAAGAUGGCAGGCAUGGAGAGGGCUCGGGUGAUGCUCGAGGCCGCCCGCAUUAUCAGGGAAAGAAGGGAGAAAAUCGCAAAGCUGGAAGUGAUCAACAAUGGCAAGUCCAUCACUGAGGCACUGGUGGAUAUUGAUAUCGCUUGGCAGACUAUUGAGUACUACGCUGGUCUGGCUGGUACACUCGCAGGCCAGCACGUCCAGCUUCCUGGGGGAGCAUUCGCCUACACAAGGAGGGAGGCCCUGGGUGUGUGCGCUGGGAUCGGUGCAUGGAACUACCCUUUCCAGAUCGCUGCAUGGAAGUCUGCUCCUGCUCUGGCCUGUGGUAACGCCAUGGUGUUCAAGCCGUCUCCAAUGACUCCGGUCACUGCUGUCAUCCUGGCUGAGAUCUACAAAGAGGCGGGGGUUCCAGACGGGCUUUUCUGUGUGGUGCAAGGUGGAGCAGAUACGGGCAGCUUGCUCUGCCAUCACCCAAUGGUGGCCAAAGUCUCCUUCACUGGCAGUGUGCCCACAGGAAAAAAGGUCAUGGAAAUGUCUGCAAAGGGGGUGAAGCAGGUGACUCUGGAGCUCGGGGGGAAAUCUCCCCUCCUCAUCUUCAAGGACUGCGAGCUGGAGAACGCAGUGAAAGGAGCACUCAUGGCAAACUUCCUGACACAGGGACAGGUUUGCUGCAAUGGGACCAGAGUGUACGUGCAAAGAGAGAUCAUGCCCCAGUUCCUGGAGGAAGUGGUGAAGAGGACCAAGGCCAUCCCUUUGGGUGACCCCCUGCUGGAAGACACCCGAAUGGGAGCACUGAUCAGCAAGCCACAGCUUGAGAAAGUGCUGGGAUAUGUUAGUCAGGCCAAGAAAGAGGGAGCUAGAGUUCUUUGUGGAGGAGAGCCUUAUGUCCCCAGUGACCCCAAAUUGAAAGGGGGCUACUUCAUGUCACCCUGUGUACUUGAUAACUGCAGAGAUGACAUGACCUGUGUGAAGGAGGAGAUCUUUGGCCCGGUCAUGUCCGUGCUGCCGUUCGACACGGAGGAAGAAGCGAUCAAGAGGGCCAACAACACCACCUUCGGAUUGGCCUCCGGAGUCUUCACCAGGGACAUUUCUCGAGCCCAUCGUGUGGCUGAGAAUCUGGAGGCAGGAACGUGCUUCAUUAACAACUACAACAUCAGCCCUGUAGAGGUGCCAUUCGGAGGAUACAAGAACUCGGGCUUCGGCAGAGAGAACGGCCAGGUUACGAUCGAGUACUACUCCCAGCUGAAGACUGUCGUCGUGGAGAUGGGUGACGUUGAAAGCCUUUUCUAAAAGCCGCUCGCCAAGUUUACACUGCUGUGUCAAACUGUGAACAGAGCUUCAGCAUUGAGUCAUGUGCUACGCAGACACGAGUACAUCUAGCACUCUCUUGUUCCUCAUCUGUGAAGAUAGAGAUGCAAACCUGCUUCUAACUCGUUUAUAGUUCUUUGCUUCAUCUGCUCCUUAGUGGAACUACUUUUAGUAUUGCGCGAAUAGAUCAGUACAGACCCUGAUGUGUUUCUAACUGUGAAUUAGAAAAAGAGCUCAUGCUGAUGUUCUGUGAAGUUUAACCAAGAGCCUUAAAUAGAAAUGCUGUAGAAGCAUUUGAACAGAAACACUUCCUAACACUUCUGGUGUCACUUUUUUAUACUGUUUGCUUAUCUGUUGCACACUUUGGCUCUUUAGAAAUGCCUUUUUUCAAAAUAAAAUAUUUCAGAUACAAAGUU